This is a messenger RNA of Stegostoma tigrinum, 750 nucleotides long. Its product is annotated as thiosulfate sulfurtransferase/rhodanese-like domain-containing protein 2. The record is from RefSeq and is a predicted model, not a curated record. Lineage: Eukaryota; Metazoa; Chordata; Chondrichthyes; Orectolobiformes; Stegostomatidae.
AUGGGGAAUCAGGAAAUGGCAGAGGAGUUGAUAUUUUUGGCUAAGCGGAGUGCAGGAAGAUCCCACUGUUUCCAAGACCUCCGUGUUGGAGUUUAGGAAGAGGUUGCUCCCAUGGGAGUAGAUCCUGAGAAGAUUUCUUAUAAAGAUGCUGGAACUCAUUUAACUCCUGAAGAGUCCCAUAGAAAACUAGAAACAUUGUCUGACAGUGCAGAUUUUAAAAAAAGCACCACUCUCUUGGACUGCAGUAAUUUCUAUGAGAGUGAAACUGGAAAUUUUCAAAACUGCAUUGCCCCUAAUAUCCGGAAAUUCAGCUAUUUUCCAGAUUACUUAGAUACAAAUUUGGAAUGUUUCAAGGACUAACCGGUCCUUAUGUAUUGUACAGGAGGAAUCAGCUGUCAAUGACGCUCAGCCUGUCUAAGGUCAAAGGAUUUGUGUGAGGAAGUUUACCAGCUCAAGGGUGGAAUUCUCAAAUACCUUGAACAGUUUCCAAAUGGUUUCUGCAGGGGAAAGUUGUUUGUUUUUGACAAUUGCUAUGCCAUUUCUGCCAAUGAUGACAUUAUUUCAGAGUGCAGCUAUUGUGGUAUCCCUUGUGAUGAAUACAGACUCUGCAGUACUUUUUACUGCUGUCAGCUUGUUUUGUCCUGUGUUCAGUGUCCAAAAAGGCUUUCUAGCCAGUUGUAUUGUGUGGCAAGAAAAGGGAAACUCAGCAUCCGAAACACAUUCGGGCCGUACCAGAAAAAGGGAAAGUGA